AUGACCGCGUGCAGGUUAAUCUACGGUACAGCUUGGAAGAAGGAACGUACGACUGGUCUCGUAAUCAGUGCCGUCCUCAGCGGUUUCCGCGCCAUAGACACCGCCGGUCAGCCUAAGCACUAUCGGGAAGACCUAGUCGGAGAGGCUCUGAGUACCUUGCAAACUGAGCACGGAAUCAAGCGUGAGGACUUGUUUCUCCAGACGAAGUUCACUUCACUCGGUGGACACGACCUGAAUAAACGGAUUCCAUAUGACCCCAACGCAGAGCUGGAGACCCAGAUUAACGACUCGUUUAACAACUCGCUGAAGAAUCUUCGGACGAGCUACGUCGACAGUUAUGUCCUGCACUCUCCGCUCGAGACGCUUGCGCGCACGCUCGCGGCAUGGAAAGUCUUAAUGGCGCUGCAGGACGCGGGAAAAGUCAAGUACAUCGGUGUCAGCAACACAUAUGACGUUGAGACUCUUGAGACCCUGGAGAAACAUGGGGGGCGACGUGUGCAAGUUGUUCAGAACCGGUGGUUCGAGGGUAAUGGCUGGGAUACCAAGGUCUUUGCCUAUUGCAGGAAACACAACGUCCAGUAUCAAUCCUUCUGGACUUUGACGGGAUCGCCCUCGCUGUUACAACACCAUGUGCUCUUGACCUUUGCUCAGGCCAAAGGCAUCUCCUCCGCCCAAGCAGCAUACAAGCUGGCUCAAUUGAACGACGUCACGCCGUUGUCGGGGACAACGAAAGAGGAGCACAUGAAAGCGGAUCUUGAGGUUGAAAAGGUCGAAAUUGGUGGUGAAGACCAGAAGACCCUGGAGGAGGUUUUGCGGUGGAUGGGGCUGCAGGAGAUGUAA
This is a messenger RNA of Phanerochaete carnosa HHB-10118-sp, 840 nucleotides long. RefSeq lists its product as uncharacterized. Gene Ontology annotation, cellular component: cytosol. The record is from RefSeq and is a predicted model, not a curated record. NCBI's taxonomy places the organism in Eukaryota, Fungi, Basidiomycota, Agaricomycetes, Polyporales, Phanerochaetaceae. The coding region runs from base 1 to 840 and encodes 279 amino acids. The transcript has 6 exons. Gene Ontology annotation, molecular function: aldose reductase (NADPH) activity.